AUGAAGGAGUGGGAUAAACUUUCUUCGGAUACUGAAGAAUUUUUGUACAGUUAUGAUGUGUAUGAUGGAUUAGUAGAUAAAGAAAAUGAUUCAAAACGAGAAUCUACAGUAAUUUCUGAUAAAGAAUCCCCAAUAACUAAGACCGAAAGCAAAACAUAUCAAACAGCUAAGAGAUGGCAUACACUCGCAGAUGAUGAUGAAAAAUUGUGCAUAUCGGGUAUCACAACGCAUAAAUGGAUUGAGGAUGAAAGCACAACUUCAACACAUCAGCUAUUGACUCCAUGUGACAGCAAUCUCGAAGUUAUCCUGCAGAAAGACGUUAUCAUUGAAAAUCGAGAGCGUAAAUUAAAACUGCAUUUUAAUAAGCUCUUCGAAGAAAUGAAACGCGCAAAGGAAUGCGUAUUAAAAUGUGCAAAGGAACGCAUCGACAGGCUUCAAUAUUGCGCGUCUGAAUUGAAAACGAUGUUUAAAAUAAAUUCCGUUUUGGAACCAAUCGAGACUCCUUCUUGGAAUGUCGACGAAAUACCUGACUACGUAAUUACCGUAAAAGAUCACGAAGUAUUUAAAAAGUCACAACAAAAAAAAUUGAAAAUAAUUGAGGAUGGAGAAGAUAAGAGUAAAGACAAAAAUACCAGUAAUUUUUAUAAAAUAGCUCUUGAAAAAAUGAUGGAUGGUGUAUUAGAACUUAAAUGGGAAGAUGAAGUAAAAAAAGAAAUACCUGUGCCAGACUGUCUAAUUACGAAGAAUUCUUCGAAAUAUACCGAAGAGGAUAUCGCAAUUAUCACAUCGUAUAAGUCCAAAGUGCAAGUGCUGCAAAGAGAACGAGAAAAAUAUAAAGCUACCUUGCAGGCUGAUAUUGUAGAAACAAAAGACGCCUUGCAGAGAGACAUCGCCGCAUUCAACGACAAGUUAAAAGAUCUGGAAUUAAAGAAGAUACAAAUUGAAAGUGCAAUCCUUCAGGAAAGACUGACAAGGUUACAUGCGAUUCGAAGACACCGCACUAUGGUUGACGGCAAAGAAAAAAUCGCUCGUUUCACUGACGAGGAGUUAGCACCAACAACGCAAGAGGCACGCAGACUCGCCGAGGAAUGCAAUUCGCUGGAGAUGGUCGUGUCAGAGCUAAAAGUUCGAUAUGACAACCUUUGCAAGGCGGAUAAACGUCAGGAGGCCAAGUUCCGCGGUGAAUUCGCAGAGGUGAAGCAGCCGAUAGUAGAACACUUGUUCAGGCACUACAAGAAGCGGCCCAGGGCUGGUCGACUGACUACCACGUCUGUCACGUAUCUGACAGAGGUAACGAAAUGCGUCGUAAGUAGUGAGAAGUCAGACAUCUUACCACACGAAUGCCUGGAUUUCCUCAAAGGCAUGGAUGCUUUGGAUUCAAUGCCUCGAAAUUUACCACCGCAAAUUAACGUUGAAUAUUGGCAAGUGAUGUGUAGAUUGAGGAGGAUGAAGGUUGAAAUGGAGGUGAAGGUAACAUGUUGCGCGGUAGAGGUGGCCGAAGCGGAGCAGACGCUGUUGUUUUAUCAGAAAGCGAUGCAGUCAGCUGAUAACGCCGUAGCAUGCAAGAAAGUCAGCUUGGAUGACAGGGAGAAAUCCUUGAUGCAACUCUCGCAGGAAAUGGAGAUUCAACUCGUCUUAAAAAUGGGCCAGAUCGAGGUACCGCUGCGAGGUUGUCCCUCUGACUAUGCAAACGCCGUUCUCGUUACGUGCGACGAACUUUUACGGGUCAACGAUUGUAUUGUCGAAACUGGAAAACGCAAACUGGCGGCUUUGCAUAAAUCCAUGCACUUGCAGAAAGUCUUGUCACAAUAUGAAUGGCAGCACGUUUGCGCAAAGAUGACAAUGGAGGAUCUGCAGCGGGACUUGAAGGAUAUCCGAGAGUUCAAGAUCACGAGAAAUGUGCUCGAAUUUUUGACCAACUCUCCCUGUAGUGUAAAUUUAGAAAGAGAUUACGAAAAGAUGCAAGCCAAUUUGCGAAUAUUUCGAAACAAAUUUCGUGAAUUGUUAGAAUUAGAGCAAGUACGUCUGAAAGAAGCAAAGCUGUGCAUGGUUAAGUGGAAGAAAAAGAACGAUAAGAUAGCACAGGAGAUCAGAACAAAGUCGUCGGACGUUGAGAAGCGUCGCAGGUUGCUUGACGAUCCACAUCGCAAAAGGGACGAAGAGUCUCGAAAGAUAAGACUUGCGGCGAUUGCGAGACGUACUAAGCUCGUUAUGAAAGCAGAGACUAAUUAUGAGCAGUUGCUAAUCUUGCAUGCUCACCUCGAGGUUUUAAAGUUGCGAACGUAUCCGACCUUGCAGUUUAAAACCGCAUAG
This is a messenger RNA of Mycetomoellerius zeteki, 2313 nucleotides long. Its product is annotated as cilia- and flagella-associated protein 43. The record is from RefSeq and is a predicted model, not a curated record. Bases 1 to 2313 code for a protein of 770 amino acids. The transcript has 8 exons. NCBI's taxonomy places the organism in Eukaryota, Metazoa, Arthropoda, Insecta, Hymenoptera, Formicidae. Gene Ontology annotation, cellular component: axoneme. Gene Ontology annotation, biological process: cilium assembly.